GCCAGCAGCCACACAAACACGUUCCCCUCUCAGUUACAUGCACAGUCACACACAUACCGCGCCGCCGCCGCUGCUGCUGCCACCACCACUACUCACACACACACACAGUCACAGACACAGUGACGGCUGCCAGGCUCAGUGGGAAGCAAACCAUCAGGGAAAGAGCCUGAGAAGAAAGAGAGGGAUCGCCGUGGGGAAGAGAAGAAGAGAGAAAAGAGUUGGAGGGGCACCUUGUGGAUCAGAAGGGAUUUUCCGUUUUUUUUUUUUGUGAGAGAGUACGUCUGGAUAAGGCUAUCUGCCUUUUACCAAGGCUUUUUCCUCUUUGCUCAUCCUCCGUGCAAGACUCCAGCGAUAUCUACCUAUCUAUCCCUGGAGCUUAACAAAAGAGGGAGGGAGUGAGGGGGAAAAAACAGUCACAGCUUCAGCUCCAGACCAUCCACUCUCCUCCUCUACUCCUCUUCCUCCUCCUUCUGUUUUCUCUCCGGUUCCACAUCCAUGUGUGAGUUCAUCGCUGAUUCCAGUGUCUUUUGAGGAUAGAGCAAGAAGGACGCCGUGUGUUCUUCAGGAUACAGCUGGGCUCCCCUUGGGAUCAGGCUCUUCGUCAGAUUUAAGAGAGGGAAAGAAACAAGGGGGACUGGAUAAAAACGGAUAAAAGAGACAAAACAAGAGAUUGAGAGAGAGACAUUGGAAGACAAAUUGAGGGGCAUGUUCAGGGCACCAGCGAAGAGGAGUGAGUCUAAUUUCUAGUCCACAUAGUGUCAAGAACCGGCAAGCAGAAGCAUUCAUUCCACAUCCUUCUCUUCCCUCUCCUUUUACUCCCUUUUAGUCCUGCGCUUCAGUUUUUCUUUAUUGUUCCCUCUUUUGCUACUGUCUUUCUGAAUUUUGGCUCUCCUUACCCCACACAUCCGUCUCCUCAACCUCUUUCUUCUGCUACCCUGGCUCCACGAUUUAGAAACCCUCAAAUCGACAGUUCCUUGCAAGCUCCAGUCAGGCUGAAAUCCCAUGCACAGUUUGUCCUCCUGUCCACCUCGUACAUCUAACACCUUAAUAGCAAGAGAAGAGCGCUCUGUCUGCAUCCACUCUUGGAAACAGCCCUCCUGAAGGAUCCAGGCCAGUGGUUGGAAGUGAUUGUACCCCACCUGUGAGCUUCUAUCUCCAGCCUCCAGGACCUUCAGUUGGAUUCUAGCUACAUGGGAAAACGUUUGGAGCAGCAGCCAAUGUACCCCCACUACACCUACUACUACCCCCACUAUCUCCAGACGAAGCAGUCCUAUGCUCCUCCUCCUCCUCAGCCCAUGGCUCCACCAAGUCCAGGCACAACAGGAGGAGGGGGUGGAGGUCAUGGAGGUGGGCUGGUGGAGCAACUUAGUAAGACCAACUUGUACAUCAGAGGGCUGCCACCUGCCACCACAGACCAGGACCUCAUCAAACUCUGUCAGCCAUACGGGAAGAUUGUGUCAACAAAGGCCAUCUUGGACAAAAACACUAAUCAGUGCAAAGGCUAUGGCUUUGUGGACUUUGACAGCCCUGCGGCAGCCCAGAAGGCUGUGGCCUCGCUCAAAGCCAGUGGAGUCCAGGCACAGAUGGCGAAGCAACAGGAGCAGGACCCCACAAACCUCUACAUUUCCAACCUGCCGGUGUCAAUGGAUGAGCAGGAGCUGGAAAACAUGCUGAAGCCCUUUGGUCAUGUUAUUUCCACGCGGAUACUGAGAGAUGCCAACGGUUUGAGCAGAGGAGUCGGCUUUGCUAGGAUGGAGUCGACGGAGAAGUGCGAUGUGGUGAUUCAGAAUUUCAACGGCAAAUUUCUGAAAACCCCUCCAGGCAUGACAGCUCCUGCAGAGCCCCUGUUGUGCAAGUUUGCUGAUGGAGGCCAGAAGAAGAGGCAGAGCCAGGUUAAAUAUCCCCAGAAUGGACGGCCGUGGACAAGAGAAGGAGAGAGUGGCAUGGCAUUAACAUAUGACCCCACAACAAUGCAGAACGGAUUCUACUCUUCACCCUAUAGCCUUUCCACCAAUCGGAUGAUUGCACAGACAUCAAUCACACCCUUCAUUGCUGCCUCUCCUGUCUCCACAUAUCAGGUCCAGAGUACAUCAUGGAUGCCACAUCAACAGUAUGUUAUGCAACCUACAGGUGCUGUGAUCACCCCAGCAACGGCCAUAGAGCCCAGCUUGUCUCUUCACCCAUCCAGUGUCAUGGCUCCUCUCACCCAGCAGAUGAACCAUCUCUCUCUGGGCCCCACAGGCACCUACAUCUCUGCUGCAGCGGCUGCUCCUAUGCAAGGAACCUACAUUCCCCAGUACACUGCAGUGCCUGCCUCUGCUAUUACAGUGGAUGGUGUGGUGACAGACCCAUCUCCACAGACAACUGCCCCCUCCUCACAGGAUGCCAGCGGGCAGCAGCCUUUAUCAGUGGAGAAUUCAGCAGACCAUGCCACAGCCUACUCCUACCAGCAGACAAAGUAACUGGUGGGAGUCAUUGUUGCAUUGCCUUUAGAAGGACUGCACGAAGGAGCCGGAGACAGACAGAGAAUCAUAACAAGACAGAGGACAAAAACACAGCAGUGAGGUGGACAUGACAGACAGGAAAAUGCUUCCACUGUGCACAGGAACCAAAUAAAUGAAGAAAAAAAUAUGCUAUAUUUCAUAGCUGUUUGAACCAAGGCAAAGACAGCUAUAAAAAAAACAAAUAACAAAGAAUGUUUGUUGAACUACAAGACAAUGGAAUCAAUCACAGUCCAAGACUGAUUUGGUCAUUUUUCACCUUGAGACUGGACUUUCCCCUCUGGAGGGGUAAAAAAAAAAAAAAAAAACUAUAUAAAAGACUGAAAUCAAAACUCAACCAACUGUAAAGAAAAAAAAAGAAAACAUUUGAAUGUGCAGGUAGAAUUUUUGACAUUUUUAUCAAAAAAUAAAGGAAGCAAUGUCUAGGAGAAAACAGACUGUCUUCCUCUGAUAUGAAGCUCUGUUUUUCUUUUUCUUUUAUUAUUUGAGUAGUUUUUUAGAAAAUCAGUGUUUUCUUAAAUUCUUAUUGCCUUAAUUUUCUCAAACUUUUUGGGGGAAAAAAUGACUCCAUAGUGUCAAAUUCUUUUUAAAAAUGAUUGAUAGUGUGUUGUGGGAGUCUCAGAGAGGAAAUCUACAAAGCUUAUCUGUACAGGUUUUUUAAAAAAAGAAAAGAUAUUACAAUAGUUUGAAGAUGACAAGUGGUGAAGUGCAAAAAAAGUCGAUGGAUUAGAUGGACAAAAAAACGUUGCUUGGCUUGUUAAAAGAGUUGAUCCGCGGCUUCCUGGGCAAUGUGGUUUGGUGUAACGGUGGGAUCAAAUCUCAGUUUCUCCGCCACAUUGUCUCAUUUUCAGGUUUUGUUGUUAUUUUCAUUGCAGUCCAUAUGUUCUUGUUUGUGCGCUUUGUUUGUCUCACAACAUAAAGAAAUGAAAAACUUCAUCAACAACCAAAUUGAAGAAGAAAAAAAUUAGGGUUUAUAAAUGUGUGAUGAGCAAUAGUUUGAGUAAAGCUGUCGACAGUUUCUUGAGUCUUUCUUAACGGUUGAACAAACACUGCCGAUGGCAUAUUUUAUACCAAAGACGAAGAAAUUAUGUAGAGAAGAGAUCUUCCUUGUUGUUUGUUCAACUCUUUCACCUUUUAAAAGUGAAACACAUUCUUGCUUAUUAUGGUUUUAGUGGAUGAGAGUCCCCAACGUGUGAGAUUAAAAUAAAAUAUGCAGUAGGUCUUUAACUCGAUUGCCUCAACGAGAAGAGCAGCUUAGUUUGGCGCGAUGUUGAGUUCAGUGAUAAUUAGAGAGAAGCAUCCUUCUCAACAGAGCAGGUGGCUUAUAAUAAGAUGGCUGAGAUGCUAAAAUUAAAUCCUUGUUUGCCAAAACACUACAGAUUUCAUUAACGCAAUUCGGAAUGCAAACUCUAAUUUGCACAGAUAACUUGGUUUGUUUAAAAUGUGGCACUGUGGAGCAGUUAUAGGCCGCCAGCAUCUUACCUCCAGAAGACAGCGACCAAAAGUAAAACUGAAUCUCUUAAUGCUAUCUGCUUCCUCCAGAGAGCAGAAAACAAACAUUUCUUAUCAUUUCACUGAAUGAGAAGUUAUACAUUUUUAUUUAUUACGUUUUUUUUUGUUUUUUUUUUAUCUGGUUUCUGAUAUCAAAUGAUCAUUGAAAGAUUUAUCUAAAGGGAUAUGUUGCAGUCAUAUGUACAUGUGGGAAUAAGAUUUUAAUAUAUUGAUAAAAUAUGAUAUACAUAUAAAUCUAUGUUAGUAAGAUUUCAGUUACUAACUGAAGUCGUGAUGCAUUUUCAGGCAAGACAGGUAUGGUUUUUAAGAAAAAAAAAGUCUAUUACUUUUAGGAAUAUUACAAUAAAAUAAAAUUUUAUGGGAGAUUAUACAUUUUAAAACAUUCUUUAAGAAGGGCAUUAACUUGGAUUAGUUGUAUGAUGCAAAACAUUUGAGUACAUUUUUUAUAGCUGCAUACAUGCAGAAAUAAUUUACUUACACUCUCAAAGGAGAGCAAUUAUUUUAGCUCUAACCUUUAUUUCUUAAUUAUAAUUCAUCUGCAAACUGAGAUUACUCUCGUCACUGUCUUCUGCAGUUGAGAUACUGAAUACACAUACGUGCCAUUCACAACCCACUUUAAACAAACAGAACUUGUUCUGUAAAACAACAAAAAAAAUGUUUUGUCUGUCUUGCCAAACACAUGUAAUUUGUAAACACCAAUGACCUCUGUCAGACAAAAGGGCACUUCUGCAGAACAAAACAAUUUCAGCUUAUGAACACUCUUCUACAAGGGCAAUAUUUUUUGUGCAACCUUUUUUUUUAUUUUUUUAUUUUUACUGUCUUUUGACAAUUACUUAUAUUUGAGCUGCUAAACACUUUUCAGUAUUGGGGGAAAGAGGGUGUCCUGUGUUUUGUAUGUGUGUGGGGGAAAAAUGCACCAUUGAAAUACAGCAACUGAUUAUUUUAAGGCAGAAUGAAGACUGAAGAAGAAGAAAAAUGAACAAAACAUUUGUUCUGAGUACGAGUGCAUCAGAUGAGUGGACAGAAAGCAGGAAAAGAAGUGUACAUGUUGUGGUUCACACUGGUUCUGAGUCCACAUCCAUGUAGACCGACAUCACUCUGGAUGGAGGUUAAAAGACAAAAUGGAUGGAGAAAAAGGUGAUUUCUUUUUUUUUUUACCAAAACUAAGCAGAUACAAACUUCUCAUGGAAAAUAAAGUAUCAGAAGCUAAAGAGGAGGCCGAGGAAACAAAGGUAAUAUUUAUGAGGUGUUUCUUUUUUGUACAGGCGUGUAAAAGAAGAUGCAAAACUUUGAGGAUGCUAUUUUUUUAUUUGCUUGGUCACAUGCCUCCCAUGUCUUUCAAAGUUGUGAUUUUGAGUGUCUGUAGAACCAGUGGGUGUUGCUGUAGUUUCACACGUGUGUUUUUUGUUUGUUUUUGUUUUCUUUUUUGACAAAACUUUCAAUAAAUUUUUUUUUUAUAUAAAA
Xiphophorus maculatus (southern platyfish) is the source of this 5477-nucleotide messenger RNA. Its product is annotated as RNA-binding motif, single-stranded-interacting protein 3-like. Gene Ontology annotation, molecular function: poly(A) binding; poly(U) RNA binding; mRNA 3'-UTR binding. Bases 1191 to 2462 code for a protein of 423 amino acids. Gene Ontology annotation, cellular component: ribonucleoprotein complex; nucleus; cytosol. The transcript is spliced from 14 exons. NCBI's taxonomy places the organism in Eukaryota, Metazoa, Chordata, Actinopteri, Cyprinodontiformes, Poeciliidae. The record is from RefSeq and is a predicted model, not a curated record.